CCCGGAGACGCGGGCGGCGCCAUGGCGGCCGCCAAGCCCAGCGAGCUGAUGGGCAUCUGCUCCAGCUACCAGGCGGUGAUGCCGCACUUCGUGUGCCUGGCGGACGAGUUCCCGCAGCCCGUGCGGCCCGCCAAGCUGUCCAAGGGCAAGGGCCGGCUGCGGCGGCCGCGCCAGUCCCGCUUCAAGACGCAGCCGGUGACCUUCGACGAGAUCCAGGAGGUGGAGGAGGAAGGGGUGUCCCCCAUGGAGGAGGAAAAGGCCAAGAAGUCGUUCCUGCAGAGCCUGGAGUGCCUGCGCCGCAGCACGCAGAGCCUGUCGCUGCAGAGGGAGCAGCUCAGCAGCUGCAAACUGAGGAACAGCCUGGACUCCAGCGACUCCGACUCGGCCCUGUGAGGGGCGCCGCCCGCCCGGGGACCGAGAGCGAAGCCCCAGAGGACCGGGGCCCCGCACUCCGGGGACCCGCGAGGACCGGGACCUCUCGCGCGGCCGCGAACUGCUCGGUGCGCCCCGCGCUGCGCUCGUCCGGGGCCCGAGCACGCGGGGGUGCCGGGGAGGGGGGCUGCUUUCUUUGCCCUUGUAAAUGUUUAUUUUUUAACUCUUCCCAGUACGGACUCUGCUGUGAGUGUGUGCGGGAGGCGCGCCCGCGCUGAGUCGACCCCGGGUCGCCAGGGCUUCCCGGAGGGCCGCUCCACGCCCUUGUCCGAUGGUUUGCAACUCCGAUUUUGCACGCCGCUCCACCGUGCCCCCCAGCGCACACCCGUUCACACUCACGCCAACACACUCUCGCUGAACACUUUUAUAAUUGUUAGGCGCGGCCGAUGGGACUUGGGGCGCAGCGCAGCUGCUGCUGCGGCCGGAGGAUGGAUAUUUAUUUUUGCAUUGCGAUGGCUGACGGCGUUUAUUUAACGAUCUUUUUACUUGGAUAUGUCUGUGAGGCUCCCGAACGGAGACAAAUAAAGUCAAUAUAUUUGCACAGUGCA
Lynx canadensis (Canada lynx) is the source of this 980-nucleotide messenger RNA. It is a transcript of the gene CD1H11orf96, whose product is annotated as chromosome D1 C11orf96 homolog. The transcript has a single exon. NCBI's taxonomy places the organism in Eukaryota, Metazoa, Chordata, Mammalia, Carnivora, Felidae. Bases 22 to 393 code for a protein of 123 amino acids. The record is from RefSeq and is a predicted model, not a curated record.